Messenger RNA from Ambispora gerdemannii, 372 nucleotides. The record is from the annotation of a GenBank genome assembly. Lineage: Eukaryota; Fungi; Glomeromycota; Glomeromycetes; Archaeosporales; Ambisporaceae.
AUGGUUGAUCUAUAUAAAAAUGAGUAUCUUAUAACCGAAAUGCUAAACGAAAUUAAAAUCUACCUCAGACCUCUCAUGGACAUCCAAGAAAUUUACAUACCAAAGCUUCUAAAAUUUGGAGUUCUUCAUGAGGCAUUCGUCUUUAUUUUUAUGUCACUUGCUGGAAGAUCUUUUGCUGAGUUAGAAAAUAAUAUCACGAAAGAAGAGAAGCAGUUGGCUAUUGAGGGCUUACAGGCAAUACAUGCAAGAGGAGUAGUGCAUGGAGAUGUCAGGUUAGAGAACAUAAUGGUAAAGAGAGAGGAAUUGACAGAUCUGAAUAAAGAGUUGAUUGAGUUGAAACGUUUACUUGGUAUGGCAGGGCACAAUAAGUAG